This is a messenger RNA of Paramuricea clavata, 495 nucleotides long. Lineage: Eukaryota; Metazoa; Cnidaria; Anthozoa; Malacalcyonacea; Plexauridae. The record is from the annotation of a GenBank genome assembly.
AUGUCACCCCUACCAUUGGACCCCUGUCAAAAUGUUGCUGCAGAUUUCUAUGGCCCACUCCCUACUGGACAAACCCUCAUGGUUGUUAUUGAUGAAUAUUCGCGUUUCGUAGAAGUUGAAAUCGUCUCCUCCACCUCUGCUGCAGCUGCUAUACCCAAACUUGACAAAAUUUUUGCAACCCACGGCAUCCCAGACCUGUUAAAAACCGACAACGGUCCACCAUUUACCAGCCACGCGUUCAAAGUCUUUGCCAGAGAACUGGGUUUUAAACACCGGAAGGUCACACCGUUAUGGCCAAAGGCCAAUGCAGAGGCUGAACGUUUCAUUCGUACCCUGGGAAAAGCCAUUCGCACUGCACGAACUGAACAAAAAAAUUGGGAGAAAGAGCUUCAAAAAUUCUUGAGAAAUUAUCGUUCCACACCUCAUUCAAGCACAGGAAAAUCACCAGCCGAGUUACUGAUGGGUCGCCAGAUAGAUCAAAACCAAACUCCCUGA